AUGACCUCAAACAAAGAAGACCAGGAGUCCGUCAGGAACGCUCCCCCCGCGGAUCAUCGCCCCUCGACGACAUCGGCCUUCACCGCCUUGCCGCUCGAGGUUCGCAAACAGAACACUACCGCUCCGCGCCCCUACCGCCCUUCCGACAUCCUCAUCUUCUCGCCAUCCCCGCUGGCUGCGGACAUCACCAUCGUCAGGAUGGCGCGAGAGGCCGCGUCCCUCCCGAGUCCUAGACUCCGCCACAAUAUCCCGCAGCAACGACAGUUAUCCAUACGACCGAAGCCCUCGCCCCUCGCCGCGGCGCAGAAGCGCCCCAGAAUACUGCUCUCGACCAAGAACUUCAAGUGGGUCAAGACCUGCGACGCCCUCUGGGUCAAGGUGCCCGUGGCGUCGAAAAAGCAGAGGAUCGUCCUCAAGAUGAAGGGAAAGAAGGCUCGCACACCGAGGGUCUAG
Colletotrichum higginsianum IMI 349063 is the source of this 453-nucleotide messenger RNA. RefSeq lists its product as uncharacterized. The record is from RefSeq and is a predicted model, not a curated record. The transcript has 2 exons. NCBI's taxonomy places the organism in Eukaryota, Fungi, Ascomycota, Sordariomycetes, Glomerellales, Glomerellaceae. The coding region runs from base 1 to 453 and encodes 150 amino acids.